AGUGACUCUCACUGACACCGGAAGUGCAACGUACUUUUACGUCUCAAAACAUUUUUGUUUUCUAACCAUGUCCACUUGAGAAAAUGGAUAUAAUGCUAACUUGCUUAAAUAAAUGAUAGUUUCAUACGAAGAAAACGACACCAAACGUAACAAAACAAAAAAUCUGUGAAGACAGAUCCGCAGAAAUAUUUCUGAAAAUAUUCUAGCUAUAAUUUUUUGGUGCAACUUAGUCUGCUGGCCGAACCAAUCUCACCAUCAUGCCGGCACUUCUUGAGAGACCCAAGUUAUCCAACGCCAUGGCACGGGCACUUCACAAGCAUAUCAUGAGAGAGAGGGAGCGGAAAAGACAAGAGGAGGAAGAAGUGGACAAAAUGAUGGAGCAGAAAAUGAAAGAAGAGGAAGAAAGGAAAAGGAAAAAAGAGAUGGAGGAGAGGAUGUCCCUGGAGGAGACGAAGGAACAGAUCAUGAAAAUGGGAGAGAAGCUCCAGGGGCUGCAGGAGGAGAAACACCAGCUCUUCCUCCAGCUGAAGAAAGUCCUCCAUGAGGAGGAGAAGAGACGGAGAAAAGAGCAGAGUGACAUGACAACUCUGACCUCUGCUACCUACCAGCCGAGCAUGGCCAUUCACUCAGGACAGCACCUGCUGAGCAUGCAAGGCAGUCCAGUGAGUCACGGUCGACCUGGCGCUCUGUUGGGGGAACGCAAUAAACAGCUGUUUCAGUCCCCUGUUGUUCCAGGACGCCACUUCCAGACCCAGCCUGGCUUCAAUGCUGGGAACUCUGAACAUGGGCAGUAUUCAGGCAGCCAGGCUGGACAUGGGCCCUACGGAGUCUCCCAGCCUCAGCACUCCCCCUAUGCCCCCAGCCAGCCUGUCCCAGUCAGCUACGCCAGCAGCUCCCAGCUUAGAGGUGCAUCAGCCUUCCAGGCGAUGCAGUACCUCCCACACCAGCAGCAGGGCUAUACUGUACACAGCCACUUUACCUCUCAGCCAGGUUUUAUCCCCAGUGCUGGCAUCCCCCUCCAGAAGCAGUUGGAGCAUGCCAACCAACAGUCUGGCUUUACUGACUCGAGCACUCUGAGGCCCAUGCACCCCCAAGCUGUGCACGCCAGUGCUGCAGGCCUCCUCCCCAGCUCCUCUAUCGCCGUGCACAUCCCCUCAGCCAAGUCCGGUUUGUCGUACAGCCACCCUCCCCGCCCAGCUUCUCCUGGGAGCUUCCCCCACGGCACACCCCCACAGCAGGCCCAUUCGGCAACCUUUCAGAGCUCUCCACAGCAGACUCCCCGCCACACCUACCUUUCUCACAGCCAGUCAGGUCAGAGAUUCUAUCACCACAGCAAGUGAACCUCUUCGCCCCUGGCCCAAGUGGAGUGGAGAGAAUAAAUCUCAUGGUCUGUUGCUUUUCUUCUGAACUCGAGAACUUUGUUUACCUAUCAGUCAGGUAAUACAGGCCCCAGGUUUCUGUGGGGGCCACUAGUAUUUGGCUUCAUUGCUAAGCAUCAUCUCACCAUUGUCUCUGAAGAGUGCAGAACUUCUCUGUGUAUGUCGCUUAUGUUUAAGAUGUUUAGGGUUAGUGUAAUCAGUAUUUCCUGAUUAAUCUCUGCUGAUGCAUACAUCAAGAUUUGCUUGACAUGAUUUAUAUUGUACAGUAUGUCUAUGUCAUUGUUUUAGUCCUUUGCUCACAAGGACACUGGACAUUUAAGUUUCUGAUUUCAGUCACAAGUAGCAGGUGAAAGAUGCAAAUCUAUAUAGGCCUGUAUAAAAUGAGAACUUUUUAUACAGUCAAUUUCUUAAUUUGUGGAUGUACAGGUAAUGUACAUUUGUGACAUGCAGCUGUGAUAUGCAGCUCUGUGAAUUUAAGAGUUGAUCUACCCAUAGACUACAUCAUUCUCUCCCCUGCUACACACACAAAGUAGUGAGUGCCAUCUUUAAUAUCAAACAUCAGUGACAAUUUGCAUUUUACAAAUUAUUCUGUAAUGAUUGUGCUAUAAACAGGAUAGACAGCAAAUUUACAUUUAUUUUUGGUCUGUGAUAAACUAAUGUAUCUACUAUUAAAUAAAUGAUUGUGAAAAAAACCUGUUUAGUUUUAUCUUUUGCUUGUUUUUAUAACCAAAUACAAUUGUUGGCAAAUAUGUCAAAUAAAGCAUAAGGCCUAACAUUGCACCUUGUUCCACACAGGAAAUCCAAGUAAAUUUCUAAUAAAAAUAGUUUCAAUGGCAGAUUAA
Molecule: messenger RNA, 2221 nt
Organism: Conger conger (European conger)
Lineage: Eukaryota; Metazoa; Chordata; Actinopteri; Anguilliformes; Congridae
Product: G protein pathway suppressor 2-like
Exons: 12
Coding region: 258-1340 (360 amino acids)
Biological process (GO): regulation of transcription by RNA polymerase II
Cellular component (GO): transcription regulator complex
Molecular function (GO): transcription coregulator activity
Source: RefSeq, a predicted model, not a curated record